Molecule: messenger RNA, 4662 nt
Organism: Octopus sinensis (East Asian common octopus)
Lineage: Eukaryota; Metazoa; Mollusca; Cephalopoda; Octopoda; Octopodidae
Product: probable vesicular acetylcholine transporter-B
Exons: 1
Coding region: 714-2543 (609 amino acids)
Biological process (GO): chemical synaptic transmission; transmembrane transport
Cellular component (GO): AP-1 adaptor complex; AP-2 adaptor complex; terminal bouton
Molecular function (GO): acetylcholine transmembrane transporter activity
Source: RefSeq, a predicted model, not a curated record
GCUCUUCAGGGGGUCCGGGACACAAUGAGAGUGACCUUGCUGCAACUGAUCUAAUAGCGGGACCCCUGAUUGGCUGAAGAAAACGAGGACAGUAGCCACUCGGUGAGUAAGUUCGGUUGGCAAGUCAACAGAAGAGGACGAAUAUAUUUCGUUAACCAUUUCCAUUUCAAAUCAUCUUAACCAAAUACCACACAAGGCGAAAGUCUUCCUUGUGUACUGUACCCAUACCAAUAAAAGACAUUAAUAACAAACACGGGUAUUUAAGGAACGUGUCAAUACUCUCAUACACAGUUCUGGAAUUUUGACUCGUUAAAAAAUGUAAAUAAAUAUUAAUAAACAUAUGUUCUUGUGUCUGAACACUUAACACAUAGAAUUGUUCAAAUAGAAAGAACUGUAAAAUCAGCGAAGAUCUGAUAAACUGAGAAAUUAUCGAACAACGGUAAUGCAUGCAGGAUAUUUAUUGAUUCCAUUAUGAAGUGGUCCCUAACAACGGAAAUUUCACACGGAAACUAAUGUCCAUCAUAUUUGGAAAAUAUCAAACUUAAUUAAUGAUGACAGAAACUGUAUUGAUAAAAUCAAAGGAAAAUGUGCAGUUGUAAAUAAUUAAGGAAAGUGCUGUUGCUUAUCUUAUUGAAUUCAUAUAAUAUAAAUUUACGAACUAUUUUGCUAGCUAUUAAGAUUGUUGUUUUAACACACACAAGAAAUAUAACGAAAUGGCGUCGCUUACUCAGGUACGCGAUAAAAUCUUUGAAAUGAUGGACAGGGCUGGUACUUACAUACAUGAGCCGACACAUCAGCGCCGCUUAGUCUUAAUCAUUGUCUGUGUUGCUUUACUGCUGGACAACAUGCUUUACAUGGUCAUUGUUCCAAUUAUACCAAAUUAUCUUCGAAAUACAUUUUCUCAUGAAUCUAUGACAACGACAGUUAAGGCACCUAUUAAGUACAAUCGCAUCUAUCGCAAUGUAACCGGGGCUCCUAACACAACAUCCUGGUAUACAGUUGUUAGUGAAACGACGACAUCUAUACCACCGCCUCCCAUCGAUUAUGGUAGCGAAGGAGGGGCAAUAGGCUUCUUAUUUGCUUCAAAAGCUAUCCUUCAGUUAAUGGUCAACCCCUUUACAGGGGCUUUGAUUGAUCGAAUAGGUUACGAUAUGCCAAUGAUGAUUGGUUUGAUUAUUAUAUUUCUAUCAACCGCUGUAUUUGCAUUUGGAGAAAGCUAUGGUGUGCUUUUUAUGGCCAGGAGUCUGCAGGGAUUGGGAUCGGCUUUCGCCGAUACAUCAGGUUUGGCUAUGAUUGCUGAUCGAUACACGGAAGAAUCCGAACGUAGUAGGGCUCUUGGCAUUGCUUUGGCCUUUAUAUCAUUUGGUUGUUUAGUGGCUCCACCAUUUGGUGGUAUUCUUUACGAAUUUGCUGGUAAAGUGGUGCCGUUCUUAUUUUUGGCAACCAUGUCGCUUAUCGAUGGUUUUCUCUUACUUCUCGUUAUGAAACCAGUGAGAGCUCAAAGAUCCAAAAUUCCAGAGGACCAGCGAGUGAAGGGAACUCCUAUUUACAAACUCCUCAUGGACCCUUACAUCGCUAAUUGUGCCGGUGCUUUAGCAAUGGCUAAUGUUUCGUUGGCUUUCCUCGAGCCCACGAUCUCACUCUGGAUGAAAGAUACGAUGGACGCUAGUGAAUGGGAAAUGGGCUUCAUUUGGUUGCCCGCUUUCGUACCGCACAUCGUUGGAGUUUAUGUAACUGUAAAAUUUGCUGAAAGACGUCCAAAUAAACUGUGGGUUCUCGCUGCAGCAGGACUUGCUUUAGAAGGGGUUUCUUGCUUUUUCAUCCCCUUCGCUACUACUUUCACUUUUCUUAUGUUUCCAAUCGCCGGUAUUUGCUUCGGUAUAGCUUGUGUAGACACGGCACUUUUGCCAACUCUUGGAUAUCUAGUCGACACUCGACAUGUAUCCGUCUACGGUAGCGUUUAUGCUAUUGCUGACAUAUCUUAUUCUUUGGCUUAUGCUAUCGGACCAAUAGUUGCCGGUGGAAUCGUCCAUUCGAUUGGUUUCUUAGCUCUCAAUAUUUUAAUUUGUAUCAGCAAUGUCCUUUAUGCCCCAGCCCUAUUUUAUCUAAACAAAGCUUAUGCUUAUAAACCAUUUGAGAAUGAAGAGAUGAAAACUCCUGUCACAGAGGACCGCAGCUUCUAUAAUACUAGUGACACACAGUCCCAACAAAACUAUGCUAGUUACGGUGGGGCCAGUGAUAAAGUUGAAGCUGAUCAAAAGCUAAAUCUAGAAAUGGGUAAACCUUCCCAAGCAUGGGAUCCACCCGCAGACCAUGGCUACCAUAGUAGUGAGAGUCGUUACAAUACUAGUAUCGGCACUGAUAAAAGAAGCACAUAUAAUAACACUGGUGGAAGUAAUUAUACUCAGAGCAGUGGAACUGGUUACAAUCCUACCGGAAGCAGUUAUAAUAACAGCGGAAACCGUUAUGGUGGUGGAAAUUAUAACAAUGAGACAAGUCAGAGAUUUGGUGACGAUAAAUAUAACAGAUGGGAACAACCUUAAGAUCGAUGCAUACGUGCACAGACAUGUACGUAUAUAUCAAUAUACAAAUACAUACAUUCAUAUACACACAUAAGCAGCCAUAGAUAUGAUGAUAUUCAUUUAUAUAUGAUAUGUAUAUAUAUAGAUAGGAACAGAUUUACAUAUUUGUAUGAGUAAAAAUAUUCUAAUUAUCUUAGAGCUAAACUUGACAGAAGAACAAUAUUCAUAAUACUCGAACAUUAGAGAAGAAAAAAAAAACUGCUGAAAUUGAAUAGGAGUAACAAGUAUGAAGGCAGGUAUUUAGUGCGCAUGUCAUUGAAUCAAAGUGAAGACUUAAAGAUAGCUAUUUGCAUUUCACAUCAGAUUUUCAGUAACAUUUCCUCGGUAACUCAUUAUUAAAUUGAGGCUUUUGAACGUCACGUAGACGCAACACAACAGUUGUUAAAUAGGACUAAUUUUAAAAUGGUGCAGUAAAUUUAUCGCAAGCAAAGGUAAUAUAGAUUUCUGAUUAUCUGUAGAAAUACAGUUAAAUUAUAAUUGAUUUAACAUAAAUACCGGUUAAUUCGUCCGGGAAUUUAAUAAAACAAAUAUGGUAACAGUAUCAAGUGUUGAGGUGAACCACUUCCUAACGUAUUAGGAUAACUACAUUAGAAUGCAUGAGAUUAACAGCGAAUUAAGCAUAAACUACUGCCAUCUUAGCAAUAAUAAUAAUAAUAAUAAUAAUAAUAAUAAUAAUAAUGAUAAUGAUAAUAAUAAUAAUAAUAAUAAUAAUAAUAAUAAUAAUAAUAAUAAUAAUAAUAAUAAUAAUAAUAAUAAUAAUAAUGAUAAUGAUAAUAAUAAUAAUAAUAAUAAUAAUAUAAUAAUAAUAAUAAUAAUAAUAAUAAUAAUAAUAAUAACAAUAAUAAUUUGUCUCUUAGGGAUAGUAAGGAUUAUCAGGAGUGUCCUAAGCAUUUGAAAGUCUGCUGAAACUAGUGGGUACCUAAGGUCAUAGGUAAUAACCUGUUAUCCACAGAAUCCCUAUCAGGAAUACGACCGAACCUGAGAAAAGCCAAAAUAAUAGUAAUAAUGAUUUCUGUGUUGAUAUUCUGUAUCAAACUACCCCUUCACAUCAACCAUCUGAAACUUCAUUGAAAAAAAACAACAAGAGAUUACUAACGUAAAUAGUAGGUUGCCAUAUAUAUAUAUAUGAAAAAUGAUGUUGGUAGUGGUGGCAGCGGUAAUUGUGAUGGUGGAGUUGGUAAUGGUGGUGGUGGUGGUGGUGGCGGCAGUGGUGGUGAUGGUGGUGGUAUUGAAGAGGAGGAGAAAGUAGAAGGAAGGAAAAUAAUAACCAAGAGAACAACAACGAGGAUUUUGAUAAUAGUGUGCAAUGCAUGGUAAGGUAGAAUAGCAAUGCCAUGACACCACUGUAAAAUGGGAACAGUAUUCAUAGAAGCGAGUCUGGUGUUAAACUUCAAUUUCUAGUUGAAAUUGCUACACUUGUUUUACAUCUCCUACAUCAGUGAGUUCAUUUGUAAUUAACAAAUUAUGUGAUAUAUAUGAAACACCAGACUGACUUGCUUUUGACAAGAGCUGGAUUUCAAACUCCUCAGUCGUGACUAAACCAUCCAAAAUAGUUGUAGAAAAUACUACGCUUACAUAUUUUUGACAUUUACAUUUAUUUUCUACAUUUAUAUGUUUCAUAGAACACAUCAGAAUAUUACAGAAUAUUUACUCUACUCGUUUACCAAACCUUUUAGUUUUUUGGUGUUAUUUCUGCGAUUGAAGAAGCGCAUUGUAUUUGUUAUAAAACAUUGUGUAGUGUGUGGAGAUGCGUGGCUUAGUGGUCAGGUUGCUGAACUCAGAAUCGUAAAAUUGUGGUUUCGAUUUCUAGACUGGGUGAUGUGUUGUGUUCUUGAUCCCAACAUUCUAUUUCACGUUGCUCCAGUGAAAAAUGAGUAAUCCUGCGACAGACUGGCGUCUCGUCCAGCGGUGAUUAUAUAUACGCCACAGAAACUGGGAAAUCGGUUCUAUCAGUUCAUAUGAUCAAGGAAGGAGGUUUAUUCUUUACAGCAUAAUGUAGUAAUUUAACAAGAACGUCUAGAAUGACUAUGUUGCUGCAGGGACAGUAGUUGGUAUUUAGGCAACAACUUAAUGUUGUAUG